UUUGGGCACCCCUGCACUAACUCAAAUUUAUAGGUCCCCUAAUUCUAAAACUGUAUAACCCCGCCCCCUGUUGCUCUAACGGAAAAACAACAAACAUUGUUUCCAUGGUUACAGGAAUGUUCAGGGCGUGGGCGUGGCUUGAGCUCCUCCAGCAGACACGCCCCCAGCAAUUUGAAUAAAGCAGAGAUUCCAUUUUGUGACAUCAUCACGCCCCCAACAAUUUGAAUAAAGCAAAGAUUCCAUUUUGUGACAUCAUCACGCCCCCAACAAUUUGAAUAAAGCAAAGAUUCCAUUUUGUGACAUCAUCACGCCCCCAACAAUUUGAAUAAAGCAAAGAUUCCAUUUUGUGACAUCAUCACGCCCCCAACAAUUUGAAUAAAGCAAAGAUUCCAUUUUGUGACAUCAUCACGCCCCCAACAAUUUGAAUAAAGCAAAGAUUCCAUUUUGUGACAUCAUCACGCCCCCAACAAUUUGAAUAAAGCAAAGAUUCCAUUUUGUGACAUCAUCAUGACAUCAUUAAAUAUUCCACUCCAUUCCUUUGAUCUUUUGAAUCUCUUUUGAACCUUCAUUCUGAAAUCGGACAUCCGAGCAGACACACGCAUAUUUAAGUUCACAGCGGUGACUUUACAGAGAUUAAACUAUUUUUAGUUCAUUUCUACUGACAGAAAGAUCUAACAUGUUUCCAAACAAACAAAGCGUAGCUACUAAGGUACUGAGUAAGAACGAUCUCCGUCUUCACUUGGAAAUUAAACCCUCACAAAAAAAUGACGAGGGCUUUGAAAAAGCAACAUGUCUUAAACCAUACAUGAAGUAUCUUAGGAAAAACAAGAAGUGGUCCAAAAAGAACAAAAAUAAAGUGCCCAAACAAAAAAAUCGUAAAGGUUCCAAUAAAACUGUUGGCAAAGGGGCUGAGAGCAGGAUUAAAGAUGAUAGCUUCSGGACAGAUAAGGUAAGUUUUUGUCAAAACUCAAAUCAGCCGAGCUCUGCGAUGAACAACCAGGAUUUGGAGGCAUUAGAAGGUGAAAACAUUGCAGAAAGGGUGCCCAAARGAGAGUCUUUACAACGAAAUGACGUGUUUCAAAGUCAAAAUGCGCAGCUGGAAACUGUACGAGGCAAACUGGAAGAUUUAGAAAAAGAUUUUGCUUUGGUCAAGAAAGAAAACGAAAUCCUGAAGAACCAGAACGAUGUUCUGCAGAGAGACGUUUCUGAAAGUCAACACGCCUUACAGGAAGAUCAGGUUUCUCUUCAGAAACAGACCCAGGAGCUGAAAACCGUUCAGGAGGCUCUGCUCAGCUCUGAGAACAAACAUCAAACCCUGAGUCGGAUCAACUCCUCUCUGACUGAGAAAAACAAGGUCCUGAACAGACAAAUCCAUCAGCUGAGUGAAAAACAAGAAGUCAUGAAGCUCUAUGAAGACUCUUUGCAUCAAAAAGUUCAGACUUUGCAGGAAGAUCAGGUUUCUCUUCAGAAACAAACCGAGGAUAUGAAAACCCUUCAGGAGGCUCUGCUCAGCUCUGAGAACAAACAUCAGACCCUGAGUCGGAUCAACUCCUCUCUGACUGAAGAAAACAAAGUGUUGAACAGAAGAAUCCAACAACUGAGUGAAAAACAAAAAGUUAUGAAGCUUCAUGAAGACUCUUUGCAACAAAAAGUUCAGGCCUUCCAGGAAUAUCAGGUUUCUUUUCAGAAACAAACCGAGGAGAUGAAAACCCUUCAGGAGGCUCUGCUCAGCUCAGAGAACAAACAUCAGACCCUGAGUCGGAUCAACUCCUCUCUGACUGAAGAAAACAAGGUCCUGAACAGAAGAAUCCAACAACUGAGUGAGCAACAAGAAGCCAUGAAGCUUCAUGAAGACUCUUUGCAACAAAUAGUUCAGGACUUACAGGAAAAUCAGGUUUAUCUUCAGAAACAGAACCAGGAGCUAAAAACCCUUCAGGAGGCUCUGCUCAGCUCUGAGAACAAACAUCAAACCCUGAGUCAGGUCAACUCCUCUCUGACUGAACAAAACAAAGUGUUGAACAUAAAAAUCCAGCAGGAUCCCCCCGUUACAGAGAGUCCAGAGGUUUCCGAACCCAGAACCGAUAAGGUCACCAGCAAACAUCUCAACCAGAACCAGCAGCUGGGAACGAAACCGGAGGACCACCAGAGUCCACCUGCCACAUCCACACCUACGGAGCUGGGUUUUACUUUAAGAACUUUAUGUGAUGACUUCAACACCCAGAAUCAAAACCAGCAGAAGACCCCUCUGGGUGGUCUCCAAUCAGACCUCUCUAGUCCCAACUGUCCCCAAAGAAAACCAUCAUCUGUCCAGUCUGAGUCCGGCAGCACCAUACAGGCUUUGUGGAACCUUUACAAGUCCAACACCAUGGGGUUCUGGGUCCAACCCUGGAUGUUUUAAAUCCUCCGUCGGUUUAGUUCACAGAAAUUGGACGGACAAUUUAUGAUUAGAAGAAAAUGGGCACUUUAUUUGUGAACUGUAUACAAUCUUUUUUUUCCCCUUUUAUUGAUAAUAGAGUUUAUUUUGUGUUUUAGGAAAUGAAUAAAGUCUCAAUCAUUCAUACUAAACUGUAAAUGUCAGGGUUUUCACCGGGUACUCCGGUUUGCCCAUUGGAAAAAAAAUGCGUGUAUUAUAAAAUUGGCAAAUUUAUUCAUUUCCUUUAAAAACACAUCAUGCACAUCAUUUCCAUACAUUAUCAGCCAUAAGUUACACCUAUGACUGAUAAUGUAAACAAAUGAUAUGCAUGUCACUGAUUAUGUCAAAUGCAAAUGCAGCUCCUCUGUCUGAAAACACAGAAAUGAUGGGUCCUUUCAAACAGCU
Messenger RNA from Austrofundulus limnaeus, 2818 nucleotides. Its product is annotated as golgin IMH1-like. Lineage: Eukaryota; Metazoa; Chordata; Actinopteri; Cyprinodontiformes; Rivulidae. The transcript has a single exon. Bases 677 to 2398 code for a protein of 573 amino acids. The record is from RefSeq and is a predicted model, not a curated record.